This is a messenger RNA of Paralichthys olivaceus (Japanese flounder), 1960 nucleotides long. The record is from RefSeq and is a predicted model, not a curated record. Lineage: Eukaryota; Metazoa; Chordata; Actinopteri; Pleuronectiformes; Paralichthyidae.
AUGGGGUCAGUGUCUCCCAGGGACUCGGACCAGCGUGCCCAGAGCUUCCAGUACACCAAGUACGGGUGUCGAAAGAAAGGCGACACCAAGAUGGUCCACCGAGGCUACUGCGACGCCAACAAGAAGCCGAAGCCCAUCCGCAGAAUGUGUAACCUCCAGGACUGCACGCAGCCGCAGUGGAUCUCGGACGAUUGGGAGUAUUGCACCAAAACCUGCAGCAGCCUGGGUUUUCAGAUCCGGACCGUUCGCUGCGUGCAGCUGCUCCACGACAGCGCCAACCGCUCCGUCCACAGCAAGUACUGCAGCGGCGAGAAGCCCGAGAGCCGGAGGCCGUGUAACAGAGUCCCCUGCCCCGCUCAGUGGAGGACCGGAGCCUGGUCAGAGUGCUCCGUGACCUGUGGAGAGGGGAUGGAGAGGCGUUUGGUCACCUGCCGAAUCGGAGAUCAGUGUAACGGAGAGAAACCGGAGAAUGUGAGACCCUGCAGACCCGGACCCUGCCACGAUGAGCCAUGUAAUGGGGACAAAUCCAUCUUCUGCCAGAUGGAGGUCCUCGCGCGGUACUGCUCGAUUCCAGGCUACAACAAGCUGUGCUGCGACUCCUGCAGCAGGCGCAGCGGAGCUCUGACCUUGUUCUCCGAGGCGGCUGAGAUGGAGGAGCACGUCCGCUUCGGAUCGGCCUCCCAGCUGCUCGAGACCUUAACGGCGUCCGUCGCAGGCAACGGCACUCGCGGCGGUAAACAAGGCAAAGGGUCCGUCACGUCGGGCAACGCUGCGAAACACGCCACCACCCCUGCUCCGUUCAAGAAAACCCCGCCAAAGGUCUCCACGCCACUGAGACGGGUUCCGCGACACAUGGCUCUCACUGGCAGGAAGCUGCCCGCCAUGGCAACGUCUCCCCUGGCGGAUCCCGGCGAGGGUCACAGGUCGAGCAGCUCCACGGAUCGUCGGCGGCCAACGGCGUUUUCCGAAGUGGAGAGAUGAAAGUGAAGCCUUCCCCUCGGGACUCUUUAUGUACAGAACAUCAUCCGGCUUCAUCCUGAGUCGUCUCACGCCUAAAAACCCCACAGAGAAAAGUGCUGGUUCACUUUGUUAAGAAUUUCCAUUCCUGCCCCUGAGCUCCCGCAGUGAACCAAAGAAGGUGUGUGACUUCACCUUCACGCUGAAUAUUUAGAUGAGAAACAAAUUUGAUGGAAUUAUUUCAGGUCACGAGGACCGAGGGGAAUUUUCAGCUGAGUCAAAUGAAAAGCUGAAGGAGAGGAAACAGCUUCGGUGGUUCAGGGACACAAAAUAACCAAAGGACAGUUUAAUAUUCAGAAGACGCCCGUUCCCGCUGCACUCUGUCCAAACCUGUUGUGUUUAUAUUAUGAUAAAAAUCUUUACUCCAGUCAGUCUCUUGACUUUUUGACCCCCGCGAGUGGCGACGGGCGCAGGACGGCGUCUGCGUUUCCUCUCUGAUUGGUCUCUUCUCUGCUCUCGUCCCCUGGUGUUGGGUCAGCGGGGGGGAUGUCACAGGUGCAGAUUCAGUUUGUCGAACACACAGAAAAAAGAAAAAAAAAAAGAAUCCAGGACAGAAAUAGAGUCAGAAACGAUGCACUUGUCUUCUUGCAAAAGAAAAUCCCAAAACAACCUGAGCAUUAAUUCUUUUAUUCGUCAAAUCUUAUUUUAAUAACGCUUGGUUCCUCUGGGUCGUGUCUGCAGAUCGCAACUGGGAAUUCUUUUUAAAGAACAGAUCAUCUGAUGCAGCUGAAAAUCCCCUUUUACUUUAAUGCUACAGCCAUUUUCUUGCCAAGAUAUUCAAAUACAGUCGUGUGCCAGUUGUUGUGCUCAGUGCACAUCCAGAGUCAGACGUUUGACCAGAAUGCACCAGUGAACACCAUCAGAGAAAUGGUUUUAGUUGUAUAGUUGUUGUUUUUUUAUAUCCAGCAAUGUCUGUUGAGUGGCACUCUUUAUUUUCUAUGGA